AUGAAGCAGACAUCCCAACAAGCCGGCCUCGACCGCCGGCUGCGCGCCGCCGUCCUGAUCGCUGUCGCCGAGGCCGUCCUCGCCCCUCUCCCGUCGGCCGCCGAUGAGCGCCGCCGCCCGCACGCGCAGGCGAGCCUCCAGCUCCAGGCGAGGGCCGCCAGACGCGGCGGCGCGCAAGGACUGCUUCAUCAACGACAAGAACGGCCGCAAGUGGCCGUGCUCCCGCCGGGACGACCCGGCGGCGAACAUCACCGUGUCCCACUGCCGGAUCGAGAACCACCUCGCGGCGGAGAUGUUCGUCGACUGCGACAACUACAUCAUGCCCUACUUCGUGGAUCCCGGCAGGACGCUGCGCGGCCGAACUUUAACGUGUGGCCCGUGGGGCCCAAGGUGACCUGCGAGUGGGGUUGCGACGGGAACGUGAUGACCGGGAUGGUGGUGUGGGACGAGCAGUGGCCCGAGGCCUGGUCCUGCCGGAAGGACGGCAGCGACGGGUGGUGCCAGCUCGUGUUUGAGCGCAGCAGGGAGGUGGUCCUCGUGACGACCGCCGGGAGGAGGGUGCUCGGCGACGUCGCCAUCAAGGAGUGCCGCAACAACCUGUGGGGGUUCGGCGGGUGGCUGCCGUUUGGCCUCGGCUGCACCUACCCCAAGCACGACCACCAAUACUAUGGUAUAGUCAAGAAAUAGCUAGCUAGCUAUCUCCAA
Molecule: messenger RNA, 705 nt
Organism: Panicum hallii
Lineage: Eukaryota; Viridiplantae; Streptophyta; Magnoliopsida; Poales; Poaceae
Exons: 1
Coding region: 1-687 (228 amino acids)
Source: RefSeq, a predicted model, not a curated record